Chlorocebus sabaeus (green monkey) is the source of this 699-nucleotide messenger RNA. The record is from RefSeq and is a predicted model, not a curated record. Lineage: Eukaryota; Metazoa; Chordata; Mammalia; Primates; Cercopithecidae.
AGCGCAGAGGACGCCAUGAAGGUCCCGAGCGCACUACAAGAGUACAAGGUGGUGGGUCGCUGCCUGCCCACCCCCAAAUGCCACACAUCGCCUCUCUACCGCAUGCGAAUCUUUGCGCCUAAUCAUGUCGUUGCCAAGUCCCCCUUCCGGCACUUCGUAUCUCAGUUAAAGAAGAUUAAGAAGUCUUCAGGGCAGAUUGUCUACUGUGGGCAGGCGUUUGAGAAGCGCCCCCUGCGGGUGAAGAACUUCGGCAUCUGGCUGCGCUAUGACUCCCGGAGCGGCACCCACAACAUGUACCGGGAAUACCGGGACCUGACCAGCGGGGCUGUCACCCAGUGCUACUGAGACAUGGGCGCCCGGCAUGGCGCCCGGGUCCACUCCAUCCAGAUCAUGAAGGUGAGGGAGAUCGCAGCCAGCAAGUGCCGCUGGUCGGCCAUCAAGCAGUUCCACGACUCCAAGAUCAAGUUCCCGCUGCCCAACCGGGUCCUGCGCCGUCAGCACAAAUCAUGCUUCAUCACCAAGAGGCCCAACACCUUCUUCUGGGCGCAGGGGCCUCGCCCGGCUGUGCCCCAAAUAAACUCAGGAACGCCCGGUGAAAAAACAAAACAAAACAAAACAAAAAACAAAACAAAACAAAACAAAAAACAAAACAAAACAAAACAAAAACACCUUUCUACAAACUAGGAACAGAACAGAAUG